AUGGAUUCAUCUUUUUCUCGUUUUUCUCGCCCUUCUGGGGGCCCCAUAAUAACAGGCAAUGCCAAUCGCCGUCUGCACCCUCAAUUCAUCAAAACAGCAUCUUCUUCUGCUGCAGCAGCAGCACCAGCAGCAGGAGCAGGAGCAGCAGGAGCAGCAGCAGCAGCAGCAGGAAGUGGAGGGAGUAUGCUGCUGCCUGAGGGUCUCCCGUCUAGACAAGCUGUUGAACCUUUAGGGGCUUUAUCUUAUUUGCAGCAUCGGUCGCCGUUUUGCUUCCCUCUACAUUUUCAUUUUGCUGCUCCUUCUCUGUUUACCUCUCCUAAACUCGCAGCAUUUACUCUCUCUCCUUCUUUAUUUCUUUCAAACGGCUCUGCAAAUAAUUCAGCAUCUGCUUCGGCUGCUUCUCCUGAUGCUGCUGAUGCUUCUGAUGCUGCUGCUGCUGCUGCUGCUGCUCCUGCUCCUGCUCCUGCAGCAAUCGAUGCUGCGUGGCUGCAGCAAAUUCACAGUCCUUUUGAAUCUGCUGCAAUUUUGCCUUCGUUAUUAAACCCUCUGGGGUAUCCUCGGCUUGUAGCAGAUCCACUUAUGCUGCAGCAGCAGCAGCAACAGCAGCAGCAGCAGCAGCAGCAGCAGGAGGCGCGGAAGCGUUUGAAUCACUUACAUGCUGAUGAAGUAUAUCUUCUUUCUACUCUUCUUCCUGAGUUUGCUGGCAGCAGCAAACGCAUUUGUAGGGGCCCCACAAAUGCGCAAGAAGCAGCAGCUGUGCAGCACCCUGCUGCUGCUUCUUCUGCUGCAGCAGCAGCAGAAGCAGCAGCAAGUCCUCAGCAACCGGGCAUCCAUACACAGCAGCAGCAGCAAAUGCAGCAGAUGGCGCAGCUCAAACACCCAACGCGGCCUCAUCUAACCGUUAAGAGGGUAAUUGCUUCUGUUUUUGCUGCUGCUACUGCUGCUACUGCUGCUACUGGUGUCGCUGCUACUGGUGCUGCUGCUGCGAUUACUGCUGCAGUUUCUGCUGCUGUUGGUGGUGAUGUUGUUGGUGCGUCUGCUGCUUGGCACAGCGAAGGCAAGCCAUUUGACCCGAUAACAUAUGCGCUGUACUUGCGAGACAAAGACAAGCCAGCAGCAGCAGCAGCAGCAGCAGCAGCAGCAGCAGCAAAGGAGGAGACUUCGGGGGAGGCGAAGUAUUCCUUCAGACGCAACUAUUUGUGGCAGGCGCCUCUAUCUUCGGGUUCGAGCAACGAAAGGACCGUCUUGUUGGUGGUGCCGGCAGCAGCAGCAGCAGAUCCUUCAGCAGCAGAUGCAGCAGCAGAUGAAUCGAAUGCUUGUUUGCUGCUGCCGCUGCUGGGGCCCCGCCGCGUGCUGCUGAAAGCAGGAGCAGCAAACAAGCAGCCGGGGCUGUUGGUAACUGCAGCAAAAACUGCUGGAGAAGCAAAUGCUGCUGAGGCAGAUGCUGCAGCAGAUGACUUCGAGGGGGGCCUUGCUGGGAGUGGUUUGGGGUUUGAACGGCUGGGCGCUGAGAAAAUUGAUGAAGAGGGAGACCGCCUCUUUAGUGAUGACAAUGAAGAUGAAGACAAAGCAGCAGCAGCAUCUGCUGCUGCUGCUCCUGCUGCUUCUCCUGCUCCUGCUGCUGCUCCUGCUGCUGCGAAUGACAGCAGCAGCAGCAGCAGUGGCAGCAGCAGCGGCGGCAGCAGCAGCGAAGACGAAGCCUCUUCAAACUCUUCUUAG
Molecule: messenger RNA, 1719 nt
Organism: Eimeria acervulina
Lineage: Eukaryota; Apicomplexa; Conoidasida; Eucoccidiorida; Eimeriidae
Exons: 4
Coding region: 1-1719 (572 amino acids)
Source: RefSeq, a predicted model, not a curated record